UGGUCGAGUAAGGUACAAUCAGUCACCGACCGGCACACGAUCAUCUUCAUUCGUCGCUUCCGCGUUCAGAUCAUCAUCCACAACAUCCUCAACAUGAAGUUCCUCAUCGUUGCUGCCCUGGCCCUGCUGGCGAUCGGUUCCACGCAGGCGGAUUACCCGGCGAAGGGUGGAUACGGUGGACACCACGGAGGACACGUGCCGUGCGGUGCCAACCUGCUGGUUGGCUGCGCUCCCCACGUCGCUCACGUUCCGUGCCAUCCCGUGCACGGUGGCCACCACGCACCCGCUCCGGCCUACCACCACGCUCCAGCUCCCGCUCACCACGCACCAGCUCCCGCUUACCACCAUCCGGCACCCGUUCACCACGCACCUGCUCCGGCCUACCACCAUGCUGCCCCAGCUCAUCACGCACCGGCCAAGUAUUAAGAGAAAGAGAGAGAAAGAGAGACCAGCGCGUGAAAAGCGGUGAGGGGUACCAGUUUUAAACGUUGAACGUUAAAAUGUGUGUGAAUGUGAGAGAGAUAGUGUUUUUUUUUCGGAACUGCGACUCGUUAGCCUAAGCUGCAAUAUGUUUUGAUUAGUAAAAGCCAAGAAUUUAAAUCAUAA
Molecule: messenger RNA, 606 nt
Organism: Anopheles aquasalis
Lineage: Eukaryota; Metazoa; Arthropoda; Insecta; Diptera; Culicidae
Product: splicing factor 3A subunit 2-like
Source: RefSeq, a predicted model, not a curated record